AUGGCCCUCAACAUCGUCCGUUCCACGGGCAUCCCCGCCAUCGCGAGGGCCAACGCCGUCCGCGCCUUCUCCUCGUCGCCCGCUGUCUCCAUGGCCGCUCGCGCCGCUGCUGUCGGCAAGACGUCGACCGCCGCUGCCGAGAAGAAGAAGGCCGAUGCCGCCCAGCUGAAGGAGAAGGCCAAGGCCCAUGCCGCAAAGGAGAAGGAGAAGGAGAAGGCCAAGGCCGCCGCUGCAAAGGAGAAGGAGAAGGUCAAGGCCGCCGCUGCAAAGCAGAAGGAGAAGGAGAAGGCCAAGGCCGCCAAGCAGAAGGAGAAGGAGAAGGGGAUUGUUGACGCCGAGAAGAAGAAGUUGGCCGACGCCAGGGCCAAGGAGAAGGCCACCUCUGUGAAGGAGAAGGAGGACCGUUCGACCGUCAAGGCUCUCCUCGCCGCAGCUCCCAAGCGCCCCGCCACACCAUACUUGGUCUACUUCACCGAGUUCUGGAGCACCAACAAGGGGACCUACAAGACUGCGGAAGGCAACUACAAGAACACCGCCGGUGGCACCACCCUUACAGAGGCAGUUAAGGACGCAUCCGCCAAAUGGCUUGUCAUGUCCGAGGCCGAGCAAGCCAAGUACCGCGAGGCCGCUUCCGACGCCGCCGCCAAGUACGCGCGCGAUUACCGCCGGUUUUACGAGUCGCUCACCCCCGAGAACCUCAAGCUCAUCGCCAAGGUGCAGGGCAAGGAGCCGGCACCCCCUGGUGGUAGGCGCGCCGCCAAGCUCGAGUUGCGCAACCGCCCCGGAAACCCCGGCAAGCCCUCUGGCGCGUACUUUAUGUUCCUCAAAGAUAAGCGUGCCGAGAUCGAGGCUGCCAACCCCAACUGGACGGGCAACGAGCGUAUGCUCAAGCUCUCUCGCGCCGCUGGCGACAUGUGGCGUAACCUGCCACAGGCAGACAAGGACGCCUACAAGGAGAAGAACGCCGUGGCCAAGGAGGCGUACGAUGCGUGGGUCAAGACCCAGGAGUAG
Apiotrichum porosum is the source of this 1011-nucleotide messenger RNA. RefSeq lists its product as uncharacterized. Lineage: Eukaryota; Fungi; Basidiomycota; Tremellomycetes; Trichosporonales; Trichosporonaceae. The record is from RefSeq and is a predicted model, not a curated record. Gene Ontology annotation, molecular function: transcription cis-regulatory region binding. The transcript has 3 exons. The coding region runs from base 1 to 1011 and encodes 336 amino acids.